CCCACCACCCCGCAAUGCCAUCUGACCCAUUCCCGCCGCCACCUGCGCCACUCCCGACCACUGACCGCGUCGAGCUCAAGCUCCCGCCCCUCGAAGACCGGCCGUACCGCUAUGUCGCCCUCCCCAACGGCGUUGAGGCCAUCGUCAUCAGCGACGAGGACGCUCACAAAGGGGCUGCCUGCCUCCUUGUCGAGGCGGGGACUAUGAACGACCCGCCUGACCUUCCUGGCUGCGCGCAUCUAUGCGAGCGUGUGAUCAUCCACGGUUCGAAGAACUUCCCCGACCCGGACAGCUUCAAGAAGUACAUUGACAAACAUGGCGGCUCGCACUCGGCCGGCCCGCAGCGCGCCUACACAGAGCACCGCUUCGAUGUCGCAUCCGAUGCCCUGUACGGUGCUCUGGCGCGUGCGGCAGACUUUGUGAUCAAUCCCCUGUUCUCCGAGGAUCGAGUCGAGCGCGAGGUGGCGGCAAUCGAGUCAGAAUUCAAGCAGAGUCUCAACAAUGACGACGUGCGCACCUCGAUCCUGCUUGGCAGCCUGGCGCGGUCCGGCCACCCUUUCAACCACUUCAACAGAGGCAACCGCGACACGCUGUGGACUACUCCCAAGGCUGCCGGCCGGAACCCGCGGGAUGAGCUUGCAUCGUGGUGGAAGGCCAAUUCCUGUGCCAGGCGCAUCAAGCUUGUCGUUGCGGGCCGCGAGGACGUCGACACGCUGCAGGCAUGGGUCGAGGAGCUGUUCGGCCCUGCCCAAGUUGUCACUGAGGGCAUGCCCCCGACGGGGCCCAACGGUGUGUACCGUACCUAUGGGUCUCCAUUCGGGGCGAACGAAGUCGGCAAGGUGGCCUUCAUGCAGACUCUUCAAGACACGCGGAGGUUGCAGAUCCACAUCCCUGUGCCCGACGACAGGCACAUGCACCUCACUAGGCCAUUUGACUUCGCCAUUCUCGCACUGAGCUACAUGGGCAAGGGGUCGAUUACGUCCAAGCUGAGGCGCAAGGGCUGGAUAACAGAGUUGUGGUGCUAUGAGUUGAACAACAUUCCCGGCUCUGGCCUGGUUGAAAUCGACAUCCGCCUGACGUCGGAAGGGCUGGAGAACUGGGCCGAGGUGGUCCGAUCCAUCUUCACCGCCAUCAACGUCCUCAAGGCCAAUACCAAUGAUCUCGGUACGCUCUUUGACGAGCAGCGCCGGCUUCUUGACUUGGCCUGGACUGUCACACCCAAGCUUCCAUCCCAUUAUGCUGUGUGGACCACCGCCGUGCGACUCCGGUACCCAGUCCCGCGUGACCUCGUCAUAUCAUCUGAGAGCUUGUACGGCCACUUUGAUCCAGACUUGGUGGAGGCGGCUCUCGGGCACUUGAAGCUCGAAGACUCUGUGGUGUUGAUCAGUUCGCAGCACCUCCCGACCAAUGUGAGCGGCUCGUACGACAAGACCGAGCCAAUCUACGGCACACUGUACACUACCCGCCCCUUGGAUGAGCUUGUUUCCACCGCCGAUCUCGACGACCCCGAUCUGCACCUACCCUCGCCCAACCCAUACAUCCCAAAGCGCUGGGAUGUGCCGACAGCGGACGCACACGAUGGCCCUCCGCGGCUAUUGUCCGACACUCCAGUCUCUCGCUUGUGGUACAAGCAGGACCUCAAGGACAGGCCGAUAGCGAAUGUCAAGCUCAAGCUAGCAUCCCCCAGUGCCUUCGGAACACCCCGUGCCGCGGUGCUGAGCGAGUUGUUCGCCCACCUGUUCGCCAAUGCAACCGCCGAAGAAGAAGAUGAUGCGGGUCUGGCGGGACUAAGGAUCGACACAGGGCCACAGCAUGGCCAAGGGUACUAUGAGCUGGACGCCCACGGUCCCAGCGAUACGAUCGGCGUGCUUGUAGUUCGGUUUGUGGGCCACCUGCGCGACUUUGCUCUGGACGAUUCAGCCGCCUUCGCCGGAGCUACUGAAGAGCUCAAGGCCCGCUAUACAAACUUCGCCAUCAGUACGCAGCACGCGGUCGCAUGUGUGCGAGCAGAUUAUGCGGUUCAAAAGGGAGCGUGGACGGAGCAAGAUAAGCUGCGGGCUCUCGAAGGCCUCACGCUAGCUGAUGUCGAGGCCUUUCGACGUACGCUCCUCGACCGGCUCCAUAUUGAAGCCCUCGUAUGCGGGAGCAUUGAAGCGAAGGACGCGCAGAAGCUUCUCGCCGACGUCGAGCAGAUCCUGCACCCCGAACCGCUUGAUGCUGCUGAGGUCCAAGGGCCGCCUGCAUCUCUACUCAUCCCCGAGGGCUACGAUGGCAUCUGGGAACGACCCUCAGCUUUGCCCGCUGACGACCAGACCAACGUCGUCGUGUAUACCCUGUACGCCGAGCACGGGGCGGACGAUGUCAAGUCCCGUACGCUUGUCGCGCUUCUGCACGAGAUCACCAAGGCUCCCUUCACGGACACGUUCGCCGACGAGCAGCUGGGUCACCUUGUCAAGGUGCGAGUUUCCGCGGUGCAAGGCUCGCUUGUCCGUUUCCUAGUCGCCAUUCAAUCGGAGCGGGACCCCUCGUUGCUCGAGAGUCGCGUCACCCAGUUCCUCGACGACACCCUUGGGAAGCUCCUACGCGACCUGUCCGCUGAAGAUUUGGCAACCCACGUUGAAAGCGUCGUUUCAGGACUCCAAGAAUCGACCGCAUCCCUUUAUUCUGAAGCGCGGGAGCACUGGGCGCGCAUCACGGACGGGUACUACGACUUCGACCGUCGCGCCACCGAAAUCGCGCAGCUGCGCGGCACAACGAAGGACGAAUUGUUGGCCUUUUACAAUAGCGCGAUUCACUCGAGCUCCAAGACGCGUCGUAAGCUAUCGGUGCGUAUUCGCAGCCAGGGUCUCGAGCCGGACCCGCAGGGCGAGGCCACGUACAUCACCGACAUUGCCGCCUGGAAGGACAACUUGGUCGCCGCCGAGCGCGCCGUGCCAGUCAGGCCACUGGUGGUCGAGACGGGACGCGUUUCAAGGGUCUUAUAGAUAACUAGCGUCACGGGGGGUGGUGCGCAGUUUGGAUGGACAUGGCACGCUAUAUAAGCACAGGAACGCUGGUGCAGACGGGCCGUGUCGGCUGGCUCGGGCGGCGUCUGUGGAGGCUCCGGCACCAGUACUGUGCAUCCCUUUACGUGGGCCCCUCGCAAUGGACAAGACGUCCUGGACCCCGCUCUGCAUCCCCGCCGCCUGCAGCACAGCGUGUCCCGGAAUUGGAGGCAUGGGUGUCGUAUUUCAGGGCCCGAACCGAACAUGCAUGCUGACAUUCCGCCGAAGGAGCCAUCGUUGAAAUGCGACCUGGUGGCAGCGGCGUUUCCGUUGACCGCACCGCACCGCAUGUUAAACCAUCCGGUAACAUUAGGCAAUGGCAUCGUCUGCGCAUACGAGGUCCACGUCCACCCCAAGUAUAGCUGGGUUUCGGCUCUCGUCUCCGAGACGCGCCGGCUAUCUACUGCUCACUAGCUGUCUAGCUGGGUCCAGUGUCUCAAACUAGGCUACAUAAAAAUGUUCGGUG
Molecule: messenger RNA, 3510 nt
Organism: Vanrija pseudolonga
Lineage: Eukaryota; Fungi; Basidiomycota; Tremellomycetes; Trichosporonales; Trichosporonaceae
Gene: mug138
Product: Putative zinc protease
Exons: 6
Coding region: 15-2984 (989 amino acids)
Biological process (GO): peptide catabolic process
Cellular component (GO): cytosol; mitochondrion
Molecular function (GO): metal ion binding; metalloendopeptidase activity
Source: RefSeq, a predicted model, not a curated record